This is a messenger RNA of Cololabis saira (Pacific saury), 406 nucleotides long. RefSeq names its product ribosomal protein S21 (gene rps21). Gene Ontology annotation, molecular function: structural constituent of ribosome. The record is from RefSeq and is a predicted model, not a curated record. Gene Ontology annotation, cellular component: ribosome; cytosolic small ribosomal subunit. Bases 103 to 354 code for a protein of 83 amino acids. The transcript has 6 exons. NCBI's taxonomy places the organism in Eukaryota, Metazoa, Chordata, Actinopteri, Beloniformes, Belonidae. Gene Ontology annotation, biological process: endonucleolytic cleavage to generate mature 3'-end of SSU-rRNA from (SSU-rRNA, 5.8S rRNA, LSU-rRNA); translation; endonucleolytic cleavage in ITS1 to separate SSU-rRNA from 5.8S rRNA and LSU-rRNA from tricistronic rRNA transcript (SSU-rRNA, 5.8S rRNA, LSU-rRNA).
GAGCCAGGAGAGAGCGCAGCUGCUUCCGGCCCGUGGCUCCUCCUUUCCUGUCAGCCAUUUGUCGUGAGUGAUCGGUGUGCGACCGUCUCCAAAGCCUUCAACAUGCAAAACGACGCAGGUGAAUUUGUGGACCUCUACGUACCACGCAAAUGCUCUGCAAGCAACAGAAUCAUUGGAGCCAAAGACCAUGCUUCCAUCCAGAUUAACAUUGCUGAGGUCGACAAGGUGACCGGUCGUUUCAACGGUCAGUUCAAGACUUACGCCAUAUGUGGUGCUAUCCGCAGAAUGGGAGAGUCAGAUGACUCCAUCCUGAGGCUGGCAAAAAAUGACUCCGUUGUUGCAAAGAACUUCUGAGUUUCAAGCUGGAGCUGUGGAAGCUUUGUACAAUAAAAUGUUGAAAAAAGAA